AUGGAAAAGCUCAAAGAGAAAUUGGCUGCUCUUCGUGCCGAGAUUGAUCAAGCCAAUGCCAAGGCUGAUGAAUACAAGCUUGCAGUGAAACAACUGGAGUCUGAUCAUAUUCAAAAAGACCACGAGCUUCAUUCUUUGCAGCAAAAAGUCAAAACCAUGGAGGAUCAGCUGGAAAAGACCGAGAUGGAGCUCAAGACUGCCUCCACCAACUUCCAAGAGGCAGAUCUCAGGGUAGAGGAGCUAGAGAAGAAGACAUCUAAGCUCGAGGUAGAAUUGGAGGAAGCAGAAAAGAGAAACGAGGAAGUCAAGGAGUUGUACAAGGCAGCCAAGGAGGAGAUGGAAGUUCUGGAGCGAGAGCUGGCAGGUGUCUAA
This is a messenger RNA of Mucor velutinosus, 372 nucleotides long. Its product is annotated as Peptidyl-prolyl cis-trans isomerase-like 4. Lineage: Eukaryota; Fungi; Mucoromycota; Mucoromycetes; Mucorales; Mucoraceae. The transcript has 3 exons. Bases 1 to 372 code for a protein of 123 amino acids. The record is from RefSeq and is a predicted model, not a curated record.